UCAGUGCUCAGAGUGUUGGUAAACUCAUUGUGCUUCCCCAAAAACCAGUAUAUGAACCAGUAUAAUUACCUGAAGUUAUUGUGUGACAGUUUACCUGAGGUGUUUAACAAGUGUGGGGCUAUGGUUUUUAUGCAGGACAGUGCACUGUGUCUUAAGGACUGUGAAGUGAGGUUCUUUAAUGAUGGCCAAGCAAUUCUCCAGACUUAAACCCUAUUGAGAACCUCUGGUCAGUAGUGAAACAAAGUUUACUGGGCAAGGAUAUCAGUUCCAUCCUGCAGCUGGAUGCUGCUCUACAUGAGGCAUCGAAUAAUAUACCUCCCCAAACCCUCAAGAAUUUGUGUGAGUCUUCCUACACGGCUGAGGUAUGUGAUAAGCGUAAAGGACGCAGCACCAAGUAUUAAAACCUCAGUUGAUUACACCAUCUCAAGAAUUAUGGGGAGGAAAUCACGACACCGACAUCGCAAAAUAGAAAAAGAAAGUGAUUUACUCACUUUACAUGAUGAAAUGAUGGCAUUAGAUAUGGGCAGUGCUAGCAAACAAAAGAGUGUUAAACAAAGUUCCAAAUUGAGGAAAAAAAUGAAAAAAAAAUUGAAAAAGCAUUUGAAACAGAUACAAAUGGAGCAAGAGCAUAAAAAACAAAAAGGGAAGCAUUCUAUAUGGCAUAAGGUGCAAGUGCAAGGUAUACUCAUGGUGGAAAAAGAUUUCCUUUUCUCAAGUAUUAGCAACUUCGUGGAGGUUGAAUUUCAACCACUUGGCUUUCAUAAAGUAGACUCCAAUAGUUGUUUUUAUUUAGAGGCAAAUGAACCAGCUGCAACUGCUAUUGCAGGCCUCGAUAGAAGAAUGCAAGGUCCUGAUGGUAGCUGCUUGAAAAUUUCAGUAUCAAAAUGCGUUUUUCCAGAUUUGGUGCUGAAUUCAGAUCAGCUCCAGGUACUUAAAGAGGUCAUGUCACGGCGCUUUUAUCCAGAACCCAAUUUGUUGGAUCUCUCUGAUCUGCAUCAUGAUUCUGUACUAUUGGAAAAGGAUAUUUUUGUACCUCUUUGUUCUCCUGCUGUUAUGAAACAGGUGUUCCGGUUAAUAAUAGAAAAUGUUCCACAGUUAAAGGCACUCAGUCUUGGCAGAAAUAAUCUUCGAGUAAGUAAUUUGAAAUUACUACAAGGAAUACAAGCAGCUUGCCCACAGUUAUCUGCUCUGAAUUUAGAACAUAAUAAUAUUGGUGAUUUGCAGGUAUUAAAACUUAUAAAAAUGUUCCCUUUAACAGAGCUGAGUUUACAGUAUAAUCCACUUGUAAAUAACUACAGGGAAAAUCCAUUGAAAUAUGUAAUGGCAGCAAAAAAAGAACUUCAAUUCCUUAAAGUGAUGGAUACUGUGGAUAUUGAUUCUUAUCUUGCUGAGAAAACAACAUCCAAAACUGAUAAGAACCAAUGUCAGAGUAUUCAAAAAGUUGACCAAAGUGAAAGUACUUCUAAUAACAGCUAUAAUAUAAUGUCGGAGCCAAUGAUUCGGAAUUUUUUGGAACAGUUUUAUGCUCUUAUAGAUACACAGGAGCGUCACAAACUGGUUGCAGCAUAUACACCAGAUGCUGUUUUACAAGUUAAAUCUAAUGUAGGGGCAAUUGCCAGCAAUGUGUUUGUAGGUCAUAGCAGGUUAAGUGAGGCCUUUAAUACUUUUCCAGUCACCCAGCAUCAGCACACCACAUUCUCUUUAAAUAUCCAGUUCCCAAACAUCAACACUGCUCAUGUACUUGUAACCGGUGUGUGCCAAAUAGGUGGUGUUGAUACAGCAGUAACUUUUUCAAGAUCAAUGAAUAUUAUACCUUUUAAUACUGGCCUAUGUUGUUCUGAAGAUAUUUUAGAACUAAAAUUGAAUAAACUAUGAUAAAUUGUUUCAAGUUGUUUGUAAAUAAAUAUGCAAUAUUGUAUACAGUACCCACAAUACAUUCACACACGAUUUUUACUUUAGGAAAUGUUAUGAUGAUGCACUUAUUCUCAGUACAUAACUAUGUUGCUUGUAAUAGAACAGCUAGUGUUUGGACAAAUGUUCUAACUAAAUCAUUAAUGCAAAAUUAAUUCAACCACUUGCAGAAGCAUGAUAAUGUCAGUCACUGUUGGAUACUGUAUACAUACCUGUAGAGUACUGUACUCAUAAGAGUUUGUGGGAGUCAUAAUAACCUCUGGUGAUUUGAAUGAGCUGCAAUUGGUUAUUGUUUACAAUUUGGUAUGUUUUUUAUACUAAAGUUACCUCUUGGUUAUACAGCCUCUCCUCACUUAGCGACGUACUCAUGGGCGGGUUCUAUCCCCGCCCGUGGUAUGGUUUGUUUGCAAUCAUGCCAUUACGAUUUUGUGAGUACUGUAUAAACAUUUAAAAAUAUACCAGAUAUGUUAUAAAUGGUGCAAAGGUGACAUUAAAGCAGUAUCAAAGAUGGCUGACACAAACCCAUUACCAUUGUAGUAUGCUCCUCACUUAGCGACGAAUUCGUUUAACGACAUGGUCUUUGGAAUGGAACUCCAUUGUUAAGCGAGGAGAGGCUGUAUGUAUGUAUGUGUGUGUGUGUGUGUGUGUGUGUAUAUAUAUAUAUAUAUAUA
Cherax quadricarinatus is the source of this 2582-nucleotide messenger RNA. RefSeq names its product nuclear RNA export factor 1. Lineage: Eukaryota; Metazoa; Arthropoda; Malacostraca; Decapoda; Parastacidae. The record is from RefSeq and is a predicted model, not a curated record. Gene Ontology annotation, molecular function: RNA binding; protein binding. Gene Ontology annotation, biological process: poly(A)+ mRNA export from nucleus. Gene Ontology annotation, cellular component: nucleus; cytoplasm.